This is a messenger RNA of Oncorhynchus tshawytscha (Chinook salmon), 2399 nucleotides long. Its product is annotated as zinc finger protein 185. Lineage: Eukaryota; Metazoa; Chordata; Actinopteri; Salmoniformes; Salmonidae. The coding region runs from base 214 to 1356 and encodes 380 amino acids. The transcript has 14 exons. The record is from RefSeq and is a predicted model, not a curated record.
UUGAAAGCUGUCUCUCCUGUCUCUGUGAAAGCUGUCUCUCCUGUCUCUGUGAAAGCUGUCUCUCCUGUCUCUGUGAAAGAUGUCUCUCCUGUUUCUGUGAAAGUUGUCUCUCCUGUCUCUGUGAAAGACUUCUCUCCUAUAUCUGUGAAAGACGUCCUCCUUCCAGCCCCCGUCAUAGUUGACACCCCAGCAGUGAUUGGCCCUUAUGAGGGCAUGAAGCCAGGGUGUACCAAAAUGGCUACUCCACUUCCUGAGUUGAAAGUUGAGGUGAUGAAAAAACUGUCCCCAGAGAGUGGUGUCCAGUUGAACGACGUCCCCCCAGUCCCCUCUGUAUUAGUGUCCCCUGUCCCAUAUAACCCAGUGAAGAAGAAUCCUGCCCCAGUGGACACACUGACAGCCCUGUCUGACACACUCAUCUCCUUCGACACAGGUUCAUCCAGAGUGCAUGGUGAGCCGAUCCCUCAGCUCAUGACUGAUGAUCUCCUCUCUCUCACUAACGGUCUAGAACAGGAGUUGGUAAAGCCCAUCCCUCCCAUCCCAGGAUCUUGGAGUCAGGAGCUUCUCUAUGGAUCAGACAGGCUCAGUUAUGCCGAGUCCGAAGAGGAGGAGCCGAGAGACGAGAAGCCAGAGGACACACACAGAGAUAUUGACAGUCCAACCCCUAGUACUGACUCCAGUGUAAAUGAAAAUGUGUUGGAGGACCUUGAAGACGACUUUAUCCCCAUCAACACGAACACAACAAGACAUACGUGGAAGAGGUCCUGGGACGUCAACCCUAUCACUACCACAGACAAGAGUGAGGAGGAGGAGCCUGAGGAGCAGGAUCCACAGGUGUCCCUGGUUACGGUUCAGAAACAGUCAUCUGACAGUGAAUCACCAUGGGAUAGAUGGAGUGCACCAACUGUCUAUAAAGAGAAGAGAGACCCAGAGCCUUCAAUGGACCGUUCUAGCUCCUACUCCAGGACCUUGGACAGUUCUGCCAACCAGAGACCCACGUCACCAGACACAGAGUCCAAGAAGGGUUUUGUGUACCUGAAGGAGUAUGUGAACGCUACAGACCUAACCAAGCACAACACCAGAGACAACGUUCCUGACUAUGUAACGUCUAGUUCUACCAGCCAUUCCUACAGCAGCCCCUCCUCUUACACCAGGACUACCACGACGUCUGCCUGUACGUACUGUGGAGAGCAGGUGGGCAACGAUGCCAAGAUCACCAUCGAGCACCUCAACAUCUCCUGCCACCCAGCCUGCUUCAAGUGUGGUGUUUGCAGUAAGCCAAUGGGAGACUUUCUGUACAACAUGUUCCUGCACAAAGGGAUAGUCCACUGUGAGAGCUGCUACUCCAACGUCUUGUAGAUUGCUUCUUCCCCUCGUCUCUUUUCCUUCAUGGCCACAGAGGUGACAAGACUGGAUGGCUGAUAUAACUGCUCGCUCCUAUCAAGACCUGUCGUCUGCUAACAGACAGGGAACACCGCACCUUUAAUUUGACAGGAAUUUCUAUGUGUUACAUUUUGUUUUCAGACCUUUGUUUGGGUCCUACUGAAUUGAAUGAGGUUAACACUGAAAUACUAUGGGAGUUAUUCUAUGGUUUAGGGUUGGUAAAGAUAAUAAUAUUACUGAUAUAGUUUAAUCUUCUGUCCGUUUCAAUGUCCACUUUUUUUUGUUGCCUUUUUCUCCUUAAAGGCCCAGUGCAGUCAAAAACAUGAUUUCCUGUGUUUUAUAUUUCCACACUAUGAGGUUGGAAAAAUAAUAUGAAAUGAUGAUGAUUCCCUUUUAGUGUAAGAGCUGUUUGAAAAGACCACCUGAAAUUUCAGCCUGUUCUGGUGGGAUGGAGUUUAGGACUGUCUGGUGACAUCAACAGGCAGUAUACGUUAAUAGACCAAUAACAAAUAGAGUUUCAAACCUCUCUGCGAAUAACAGCUAGUUUUCAUGGGAGAUAUCCCUCCCAUUAGGCUCGUCCAGUUAGGACUCAGACCACUCCCAGACAGUCCGAGCUAAAUUCUUGCUUGAGAAAUUGCUCUUUGCUAAGAAGCAAUUUUUAUUUUAUUUUAGACCAUCUUAAUUGAAAACAAUCACAGUAAGAUACUUAAUAGUUACCCAGAAAUGAUUUGAUAUCAAGAUAAAAAUGGCUGCAUUGUGCCUUUAAUGUUGUAACUUGGUGAAUGUAUUGUGAAAUAUGAAGAUACUGUAUGUAAAAGCCUCUAAAUAUUAUAACGUAAUGACAAGAUUUAACUGGGAACUGGAUAUGUGGAUUGGCAGUUGGGUACAAUUUUCUACUUUCAGUCUUGACUAUGCAAAGAAAAUAACUACAGAUUUUCGAUCAAAUUUUUAUUUUUUAAAUUGUUUUUGACGCUUUGACUCAGAAAAACAAUAAAAUUGAUUUAUAUAAACAUGAUAAA